CUGGGGCGUCCUGUUAGUCUUUCAAGUCUGCCGGUUCGAGUCCCACCUGGAGCAGAACGUGUCCCGGCAAAAUGGAGGAGCUGAGCCAAGCGCUGGCCUGCAGCUUCAGCGUGUCUAAGGACCUCAACAGCACGGCAGCCCCCCACCCCCGUCUGGCACAAUACAAGGCCAAGUACAGCUCCUUAGAGCAAGGCGAGAGAAGGCGCCGGCUCCUGGAACUUCAGAAAACUAAGCGUUUGGACUACGUGAACCACGCAAGAAGGUUGGCGGAGGAUGACUGGACAGGUAUGGAGGAAGAAGAGGAGGAGGGAGCUGAUGAAGAUGUCGAAGACAUGGAGGUGGAAGAGAGGAAGAAACUGCCCAAGCGUUACGCCAACCAGCUGAUGCUGUCUGAAUGGCUGAUAGACGUCCCUCCGGAUUUGGCAGAAGAGUGGAUCUUGGUCGUGUGUCCUGUGGGGAAGAGGACUCUCAUUGUGGCCUCGAGGGGCUCCACUGCAGCAUACACAAAAAGUGGCUUUUGUGUCAACCGGUUCCCUUCUCUCUUACCUGGGGGAAACCGUCGCAGUUCAUCAACAGAGAAAGUCUACACGAUCCUGGAUUGCAUCUACAAUGAGGCCCAACAGACGUACUACGUCUUGGAUGUGAUGUGCUGGCGGGGCCACCCUGUGUACGACUGCCAGACGGAUUUCAGAUUUUACUGGUUUCGUUCCAAAAUGGAAGAAGAAGGUGAUCUGGAGGAGAAAAGUCGACUGAAUCCAUUCCGGUUUGUGGGCCUACAGAAUUACUCCUGCAGCACAGAAAGUUUGUGUGAGGUUCUGGCCACGGACUUCCCCUUUGAGGUAGAUGGGCUCCUCUUUUACCACAAACAAGCUCACUACAACCCUGGAAGUACUCCACUGGUGGGGUGGCUCCGACCCUACAUGGUAUCGGACAUCCUGGGGAUGUCGGUGCCAGCCAGCCCGCUGACCACCAGGCCGGACUAUGCCGGGCAUCAGUUGCAGGAAAUCAUCAACCACAAAAGGAGCGGAAAGCAGAAGGCAAGAGACGAUUCCUCAGACGGCAACGCAGGCAAUGUGGAUGGCCGGUAUGAGUUGGAACACUUAUCCACGCCUAAACUAGAAGGGUCUCCCUCCGUCUCUGGAGACCCCGCAGCUCAGAUGGAAAACUGAUAUCAGGACGCGAGGACGUUCUCUCAAGGGUCUCUCGGCGUGCCCAAAGGGAGUCUCUGUCGUUGUAUGUGGCAGCUUGGAGUAAUGCCAAAAAAUUAACCACACGGGCAUCCUUUCUGUUUACAGUCCAUGCGCUGUUUUUUCCAAUGUGGUUUAUUGCUUGGCCAAGAUCUGAGCUUCACCUCUUAAAAGCCAAGGGUUGCGUGUGUUAGCAAAGAAUAACAGCACGUUUGAGCUCCUGCUAUCCUCGUUCCCCCGUGGAAGUCAUGCACGGGGCUCUGAAAUUGGAGAGGCUCCCAAGUAUUUGGUUCCACAAAAAAGCAGAUUCCAGGUUCCUGAAUUCUUAAAUGAGGCAUCUGUAAACAGGGUUUCCAUGUGGAUAGCUGUGUUUGUUUGAGAGAGCUUCGUGUUAGAGUGGACUAUGGCAACAACAACCCCCCCAAAAGCAUAACGCUUGAUUUUUAAGUCUCUUUCUUUACCUCGCUUAAGGCUGACAUGCCUUUGAUGUAUUACUCCCAUAUUUAAUCUUACACUUUUGUACGUUUAAAAAAUGGUUUUCUAAAGUACAGGUUCUUGUUUUACUGAAUAAAGUGCUACACAGGAAU
Eublepharis macularius is the source of this 1774-nucleotide messenger RNA. RefSeq names its product snurportin 1 (gene SNUPN). Bases 72 to 1169 code for a protein of 365 amino acids. NCBI's taxonomy places the organism in Eukaryota, Metazoa, Chordata, Lepidosauria, Squamata, Eublepharidae. The record is from RefSeq and is a predicted model, not a curated record. Gene Ontology annotation, molecular function: nuclear import signal receptor activity; protein binding. The transcript has 9 exons. Gene Ontology annotation, cellular component: cytoplasm; nucleus. Gene Ontology annotation, biological process: snRNA import into nucleus; protein import into nucleus.